Messenger RNA from Diatraea saccharalis (sugarcane borer), 2637 nucleotides. The record is from the annotation of a GenBank genome assembly. NCBI's taxonomy places the organism in Eukaryota, Metazoa, Arthropoda, Insecta, Lepidoptera, Crambidae.
AGCGAAAAGGGAAAUGGGUGGAAGUUGUAAAAUUCUGUGAUAAUAAAAUUGUCCCAAACCUAGUUAUUCUUAAAAAUAAGAAUAAUAGAUAAAGAUUAAAUGUCAUGAAAUCAAUGAUUUAGGGCUUAGAAACAACUGUGACAUCAUUUAUAUAUUGUAGACGAUACGUUGCCUAACUUCAAAAUACGUCGAAGUCGGCAGACAUGACCGAAACUUUGCAUCCACUCUCUCCGAGUGUGAACUCGACGAGGCCUCCAGGGCUGAUGCAUAAACUGAGGAUGAGAUUGGGACAAAAUAGCUCCAUCAGCCGAUCUAUGGGAGAAGGCUAUGUGGAGUUUGGCGAGUUCAGAGCAGAAAGAGGUGGUGUCAAGAAGGUCGGCACCUUUGCUGGAGUGUUUUGUCCCGUGGUGUUGUCUAUGUUCAGUGCCUUGAUAUUUAUACGAAUGGGUUAUUUAGUCGGUAACGCUGGUCUGUUCGUAACACUCGCUCAGUUUGGACUCGCGUACUUGAUUGUGAUUUUCACCGUGACUUCAAUUUGUGCAAUCUCCACCAAUGGCGCGGUUGAAGGGGGCGGUGUUUACUUUAUGAUCAGCAGAACUCUAGGACCUGAAUUCGGUGGUGCUAUUGGGACUUUAUUUUUCUUAGCUAAUGUUGUAUCGAGCGCUCUAUGCAUAUCGGCAUGCACAGAAGCGUUGGUAGAUAAUUUUGGACCUAAUGGGUACCUGGUGGGUGAGAGUGCCGGUAUACCUAACGGCUGGUGGUACAGGUUCCUAUAUCGGUCUAUACUGAACGCCGUGGGUCUGGGAGUUUCGUUGGCGGGCGCCUCUUUAUUCGCUCGCACCAGUUUAGCGAUCUGGGUUACUAUACUUGUAUGCUUGGCGAGCGCGUUUAUCAGUUUCUUCGUAACAGCACCGCAGCCCAUCGAAAAACCCUUCACCAAUCACCUGGUGAACGUGACCACAUUUAAUUACACUGGCCUCAGCGGGCAGACUUUCUCGGAGAAUCUAUACCCGGAUUAUGGGAAAGAUUACACUACCGACACUGACGGUAGUAUGAUAGAUUUCGCCUCGGUGUUCGGGGUUCUAUUCACGGGUGUUACGGGGGUCAUGGCCGGCGCUAAUAUGAGUGGUGAACUAAAGAAUCCAGCUCGAAGUAUACCGAUGGGUACUCUGACAGCUUUACUCUUCACUGCCAUUUCUUACGUCGCUUUGAGUUUUUUAACAGCGGCCACGUGCACUAGAGACUUACUGAGAAACAAUUAUAUCUAUCUGCAACCGAUCAACGUGUGGCCACCCUUCAUAGCCGUCGGUAUGCUAUUGGCGGCUUUCUCUGCUGGAUUAUCGAAUCUCAUAGGAGCGUCAAGAGUUUUAGAAGCGCUGGCCAAAGAUAAUAUAUUCGGUUUCAUACUACGGCCUAUGGCAUCUCAUUCUGGGAACCCCGUGUUGGCUGUCAUCGCAUCUUGGUUGCUCGUUCAGAUCGGCAUCAUGGCUGGCUCACUGAAUGCUAUUGCUCAGGUGAAUUCCGUGUUGUUCAUGACGAGUUACUUUGCCAUUAACCUGGCGUGUUUAGGACUUGAUCUUGCGUCGGCGCCUAAUUUCAGGCCUACCUUCAAGCAUUUCUCAUGGUUGACUUCCUUAUUGGGCCUGCUCGGUUGUGCAGCGUUAAUGUUGGCGCUCCGUCCCCUGUACACGCUGGGGGCAGCCCUGGCCUGUUGCACUUUGGUGGUAGCCCUGCAUUUGUUGUCGCCCGCUGCUGCUGACCCAAAGUGGGGGAGUCUCAGUCAGGCGUUGAUAUUUCAUCAGGUUCGUAAAUACCUGCUGCUGCUAGACCCGCGGCGUGAGCACGUUAAGUUUUGGCGGCCGCAGAUGUUGUUAUUAGUUGCAUCGCCAAGACACGCCGCGCCGCUUAUAGACUUUGUCAACGAUCAGAAGAAGGGUGGUUUGUUCGUGUUGGGUCACGUGAGGGUGGGUCAGCUGGACGGCAGCGGUGACCCACUCGCCGCUGAACACAAGUACUGGCUCAAGCUGAUCGAUCAUCUUAAAGUGAAAGCGUUCGUAGAGUUGUGUUUAGCUGAAUCUGUCCGGAGUGGUGCCGCUCACCUCACGCGUCUGUCCGGGCUGGGAGCUAUGAAACCGGACACGGUGCUGUUGGGCUUUAGGGAUGCGGAACCGCCUAAGGAUUUCUUCAGAGAUCCGAAUUCACCGUACAAGACGGAUCAGUUCGAUUUGGACACCGGCGAGGUGAUAUUCCCCGUCCGUCGCGGUACAGAUUCGAGUAUCUCCUCCGCUUCCUACGUCCGAAUUAUUUCGGAUGUCCUGUGCGUUAACAAGAACAUAUGUCUGUGUAGAGGAUUCCAAAGAUUGGACAUGGCCGCUGUUGAACGCAAAGCCCCCCACUUGAAGUACAUCGAUGUGUGGCUAGUGGAGGCUUUGUCGCCGUGCAGUGAGGAGGCGUUUACUGUGCGCGCGCUAUUUACCCUCCAACUUGCGUGCGUGGUGCGGUCCGCGAGAGGAUGGCAACAUUUACGGCUGCGCGCACAUCUAGCUCACGCUACAGGUGAAAUAUAGAUAGAUAAUUCAAUUUAUUCCCAUCAUAAAAAGAGCUUACGUGCAUCGUAAAUUCACAAUAAAAUAGGGU